AUGGCUUCGACCAUAAUUCUGUCACCUGCUAUCGAGCUGAGACCCAUCCUAGCCGACGUAACAAUGGCAGUAGUACCACCACCAGCAGCGGGCGACAAUAACAUCAACCGCGGGUGGCUGAGCAGCCGCGGCAGCGGUAGCCAUGCCUUGCCUAUGCCGGCGACAAGCGGGCGUGCGGGCGUUGGCGGGCGUGUGCGUAUCCUGUCGGUCGCACCGAGCAUCGAUCGCAGCCAGACAAAUACGACUUCGCCAAACCUUCUGCGCGGCCGGUCCGGGCUCAUACCGCUCCAAGGAGCUCGAGAGCGCCGUGAUAAGGCACGAUAG
Messenger RNA from Diaporthe amygdali, 324 nucleotides. RefSeq lists its product as uncharacterized. NCBI's taxonomy places the organism in Eukaryota, Fungi, Ascomycota, Sordariomycetes, Diaporthales, Diaporthaceae. Bases 1 to 324 code for a protein of 107 amino acids. The transcript is spliced from 2 exons. The record is from RefSeq and is a predicted model, not a curated record.